This is a messenger RNA of Spodoptera frugiperda (fall armyworm), 1278 nucleotides long. Its product is annotated as THAP domain-containing protein 2. The record is from RefSeq and is a predicted model, not a curated record. The transcript has 5 exons. NCBI's taxonomy places the organism in Eukaryota, Metazoa, Arthropoda, Insecta, Lepidoptera, Noctuidae. The coding region runs from base 336 to 962 and encodes 208 amino acids. Gene Ontology annotation, molecular function: sequence-specific DNA binding.
AAUGAUGGGUUAUAAACAUGACAAUUACGAAGAUUUACUGCCACAUCCAUACUUUUAUUUGUGGAGAAUAAUCGUCUUAUGAUUUUUCCGCCUUGGGCGAGGCAAGAGGGAGUGCCUUACUGACUUAAAAUCACUCUGUUCCUAGAUAUGCCUAUUUCCUACUUUUCGAAGUUUAGCUGACAGUACGAUUUUGUUAUCUGUGUUAAGAAGAUUCAAAGAUUGACGGCCCAGGUGAUCUGUCACUGUCAAUAGUCAAUAUCCGAAAUAUUUUAAUUUUAUUUGGAUUUCGUGUUGUUGUUAUGCUGAAGUAGUGAUAAAUAUCAGUAAAGGAUAGGAUGCCGCAGUGCAGUAUAAUUGGAUGUGGCACCAAAACUGCUAGUAAACCGCCAGAUGUAACAUUACAUCGUUUGCCUAUCAUUGAACCAAGUAGAAGUGCUUGGCUGGAGAUAAUUGGUGUGGAGAACAUAGACACUGGAAGAAAAUAUAUCUUCGUUUGUUCACUUCAUUUUGAAGAUUCCUGUUUUAAUCGAACAAUGAAUAUAGUAAAACUACGUGAUGGGGCGCUACCAUCACAAACUCUACUGCCUCCAACUAGACCAAAAGUCUCUGGUAUGCUAUUUGAAAGAGAUGAAAAUGAAGUUGCAACAUUGGAUUACGUGUAUAUAAAAAGUGAAGAUAUGCCACUGGAACACAGUACCCCAGAACAUAGUCCUAGUAUUUACUCUAAUCAAGAUCCUCUAGCCAGACCUGUGAAUGAAAACAUACAUGGAACUAGUUCUGGAUUCAUCUCGAAAGAUGGUGUUACAGAUGUAUCGGGUCACACACUUCAUAUUAUAAAUAAAUUAAAGGAAAAAAUACAGAAACAAGCAAAACAAAUUAAAAGACUAAAUGAAAAAGUAAGGCGACAGGGGAAAAGAAUCGCAGAUCUCAAAACUACAAAAUUAAAACAAAAAGUAAUAUGAAAAUAAUGAUUAUCUCACAUAAAUGACUGAGAAAAGCUAUACUUGUUUCAAGUAACAAUGGGACUCUUAUACACGAGUAACGUGCUCAAACGUUGAAACGUUACAUAGCCUAUUGGUUAGUGUCGCUCUUCUCACUCCGGUGGCGUUUGCGGCAGUGUUGAAACGCUCAGGUCAUUUACCAGGGGCGCUGGUGGAGGUUCAAUUCCGGGGUAGACACAAACUCCUGGCUAGAAAAGCUGUGAAUCGACGAAUUUUUAUGUAUAACAAAAAAUCAAAUUUUUUUUUUGAAUAAAUUAUAACAUAUUUUUAAAAUGCU